Mytilus californianus (California mussel) is the source of this 2362-nucleotide messenger RNA. Its product is annotated as protein yellow-like. The coding region runs from base 189 to 1475 and encodes 428 amino acids. The transcript has a single exon. NCBI's taxonomy places the organism in Eukaryota, Metazoa, Mollusca, Bivalvia, Mytilida, Mytilidae. The record is from RefSeq and is a predicted model, not a curated record.
UAAAGGGAUGGUCAAACAACUUUUACCAUACAUGUAAAAAUGAUCGACCUAUAUUUCUAGUUACAAAACACAUGAACAAUGAUUUGACAGUUUCGCCUGUGAAUCGUUGCUGCAAAUAACAGGAAGAUUACGUAAUUAGAUAUCUGUGUGUGACAUUCAAUUAACCGACUUCGCUGACAGUGAGAAAGAUGGCAAACUAUCUAGCGUUCGUGUUUUAUUGUCAAGCUUUCGGAAUAUUUACUGUGUUAUGCUCUGUUAAACCAAAUAUUGUUUACGAAUGGGAGACCGUUGAUUUAGUGUGGCCCAAUUCUUCAGUUAAAGAUGAGUAUAUACAAAGCAAGAAAUUUAUUCCUGAGAACAAUGCAAUAAAUGGAAUAAAAAUUUACAAGAAUGACAUCUAUUUGACAAUUCCAAAGCUUAAAGACGGUGUACCUUUUUCGUUGGUAAAAGUUAAGAAUGAAACAUCUAAGAAUCCGCUACUUAUUCCAUAUCCUAAUUGGGAUAUACAUCUUGAAGGGGAUUGCUCAAAUCUGAGAUUAAUUCAAAGUAUGGAGAUUGAUCCUUAUACAGGAUAUAUGUGGAUUAUAGAUACAAGCUUUGUUCCGCGUGCCAAUAUUAACAUUGCUAAUCAGUGCCGCAGUAAAAUCAUUAUCUGGGACCUGGAAAAUGACGUCGAAAUCCAUCGACAUACAUUUCCUUCUUCUGUCACCGGGCCAGGUAUGUUUUAUUUGAAUGACAUCGUUCUGGACUUUCAUAGUAAUAAAACAGCAAGAUGGGCAUACAUAUCAGACACCUUAGGGCAUAGAUUAAUUGUUUACGACAGGGAACUUGACAUUUCAUAUGCAUUUAGUCAUCCAUCAAUGAAGCCAGUACCUGAAUAUGCCUCUAUAACAAUAGGUAACGUCACAAACUUGUAUACCCCUCUUGGAAUAAAUGGCAUUGCAAUGUCAUCUGAUCUUAAAAACGUUUAUUAUUGUCCUCUAGCUGGAGUCGGUUUAUACAGGAUCCCAACAGCUGUGUUGCGCAGAAGCACAUCUUCGAAUUCUGAUUUUGAAAGGGAGGUAGUUCAUGUGGGAAACAAAAUGGCUCAGAGUGAUGGAAUAUACUAUGGUCAGAAACAUAAUCUGUAUUAUUCCACAUUAGGACCAAGAAGUGUGUAUCAGUGGUCGAUGAAACCAAUAUCAGACAACGUCAAACCUGGAAGACAGACAGAGAUUGCUAAUGACUAUAGGAUCGAGUGGAUAGAUUCCUUUGCUUUUGGUGAAAGUGGGUAUUUAUGGUUUGUUUCUAACAACUUAAAUACGCACUUUUCAAACGAAACAGUCAAGGGCUCGUCGAACUUUUUUAUUUGGAAACUCUAUGUCGACGACAGCAGCUACUUAAAAUUUUCCGAUGAUACUAGCUCAGCUCCAUCACAUUCUCCUGACGUUUUUGUGUGUAUGUUUAUAUUUUUGUGUUCCUUUACCUUUUGGUAACGUGUUGAUUACAAGCCAAAUCUUUAUUGCACAAUAUUUCUAAAUAUAAUCAGUCCAGUAAACCUAGUAUAAGAUGUUGCAUUUAUUUUAUUUCCACCGUCCGUCGUUUAGUACUUCUAUUAAACCAACAACAACAAAUCAUAUGCACGAGAAUGGUAAAGAAAACAAAACAUAAGUGAGAAGUCAACACGAUUUGUAAAUUUUUGAAAGUGUCGAUUUUCUAUUAUAAAUGACUAGAUUUCCGAAUUUAAAAUAUUUAAAACAAGUGAAAAAGGAGAUGUGUUUUUAUUGCAAAUGAGACAACUCUCUAUCAAAGACCAAAGGACAAGGAUAUACACAUGUAUUGAAGAAUAAAAACCUUGAGACGACAAAAAGUUGUAUUUUGCUGUAAAACGAUUUCACAUAGAAAGGGAAAAUCUUCAGAUCGUCGUAUAUCUUUUAGGAUCUUGCCCUCUACCUUGUUUUUAUAAAUGGUUUUAAGUCACAUAUAAUCGAAUUACCAGGUAUGAUUCCUGUGUCUAGUAUUACAUUAAACAGUUGAAUAUAUAUUUCAAUGAAAACAUAUGACUUUGCUUUUGUAUAUUCAUUUAUAAAUAAAUCACCACAAUAAGGCUUGUAAUUUUUGCGUUUUUUUAGAACAAGCUACUUUUUUCCGAUUUAUCAACCAUGAUUGUCUGAAUAAUGGAAGUAAGUAUUCUUGUGUGUCAUCGUUAUUCUAUGGAGCAGAAAUAAGCUGUUAACGAAAUCAAAUAGUUUUGAGAUUUGGCUUCGGGCUGUUCAUUUUCUGUUCCCACGUUUAUAUAGUUGAUAAUACUCUAUUUUAUAUUUUCUUCUUCUUGAGACAUUUCCUUCGGGAUUUAAAUAAAUCUUUUUUACAUUGAUUUUCA